Messenger RNA from Hydra vulgaris (swiftwater hydra), 2177 nucleotides. RefSeq names its product calcium/calmodulin-dependent protein kinase type II subunit alpha. Gene Ontology annotation, biological process: protein phosphorylation. The record is from RefSeq and is a predicted model, not a curated record. Gene Ontology annotation, molecular function: calmodulin binding; ATP binding; calcium/calmodulin-dependent protein kinase activity. Lineage: Eukaryota; Metazoa; Cnidaria; Hydrozoa; Anthoathecata; Hydridae.
UUGUCUAAUACGCUUAAUCGUUUACGACCAUCCCUUAACAACAACAACGUUUCUUUUCUUAAUAAAUCUCCGUAAUAAAAUACGAACAAAAAAAGAUUUUAAUAGAGGAAUAGAAAAAUGGCCGCAACUGAAAGUCCCAAGUUUUUUGACAUAUAUGAAUUAAAAGAAGAACUUGGAAAAGGUGCUUUUAGCAUUGUUAAAAGAUGCAUUCACAAAGAAAAUCGCAUGGAGUUUGCAGCAAAAAUUUUCAAUACAAAGAAACUAUCAACUAGAGAUUUACAAAAACUUGAAAGAGAAGCUAAAAUUUGUCGGAUGUUAAAACAUCCUAAUAUUGUUCGCCUUCAUGCAAGUAUUCCAGAAGAUGGUGUUCAUUAUCUUGUCUUUGAUCUAGUUACUGGUGGUGAACUUUUUGAAGACAUUGUUGCCAGAGAAUACUAUAGCGAAUCAGAUGCAAGUCAUGUAAUUCAACAAAUCCUAGAGAGUGUUUUACAUUGCCAUCAAAAUAAUAUAGUGCAUCGAGAUCUCAAGCCUGAAAAUUUAUUGCUUGCAAGUAAAGAAAAAGGUGCUGCUGUUAAACUAGCUGAUUUUGGACUAGCUGUUGAAUGUGACAAUAAAAAUGUUUGGCAUGGUUUCGCUGGUACACCUGGAUAUCUUUCUCCUGAAGUUCUUAGAAGGGAACCUUAUGGAAAGCCUGUUGAUAUAUGGGCGUGUGGUGUCAUUCUUUAUAUUCUAUUGGUUGGUUAUCCUCCCUUCUGGGAUGAAGAUCAACAUCGCCUUUAUGCACAAAUAAAAGCUGCAGCUUAUGAUUAUCCAUCUCCUGAGUGGGAUACAGUUACUAAGGAGGCAAAGGAACUUAUAGAUUCAAUGCUGACAUUAGAUGUUAAAAAACGAGUUACUGCAGCUGAGGCAUUAAAACAUCCAUGGAUUUCAGACAGACACGCCUGUGCAUCAACGUUCCACAGACAAGAAACUAUUAACGGAUUGAAGCGUUUCAAUGCUCGUAGAAAACUGAAGGGUGCUUUUCUUACCAGCUUAAUUGUAUCAGCUGGCGCAAAAGUGCUAAGUACUACGGGUAAUGAAUCGAAAGUGAUAUCAACACCAAUAAGAAGUGGCACUGUCAUUGAAAAAAAAGCUGUGAAAAUUGCCGAAGUUGUGGAUGAAGCCAAAGAAAAAGCUCUUGCUGAUAAACAAAGAAAGGCAUCUGAUGAUGAAGUUAUAAUUGAUGAUGAUGACCAAAGAAUUUCCAAAGAACAAGAAAUUGUUAAGCUUACACAAAAAUUAAUUAGUAGCAUUACAAUGGGAGACUAUGAAACAUAUUCUAAACUUUGUGAUGACAAAAUGACGUGUUUUGAACCUCUUUGCAAAGGAAAUUUGGUUGAAGGUCUAGACUUUCACAAAUUUUACUUUGAAAACUUAAAGAAUGCUGCCUCUUCUGUGAAUACUACCAUUCUUGCUCCACAUGUCAUACUUCUUUCAGAUGAGUCUGCUUGUAUUAGUUAUAUUCGACUGACACAAAAGAUUGAUAGUAACCAACAACCGUUAACAGAGCAGACGGAAGAGAGCAGGAUUUGGCAACGAAAAGGAAGUCGUUGGGUAUGUGUUCAUGUGCAUAUUAGUCGAAACGGUUCUGUUAGGUAAACCUAUGAAAUUGGUUUUUGAGGUUUGGAAAUCUUGCGCUUUUUGGUACACUAAAGUUUUAUUUUUUGCUUUAGUGAUACCAUAAUCAUGAGAACAAUGUUUCUCUAUUUUUAUUUUGAGCUAAUUUUAUUACAUUCGUACAUCAUUUUUUUAAUUUUUUUAUAUAUAUAUAUAUACAUAAUUUAUUUAGUAAUUGACAUAUUUUUCAAAUUGAAUUAGCUUUAGUCCACUUAUGAUAGCAAUUUUAUUAUUUCUCCUUCAUUUAUUAUUCCUCCUAACGGUAUUGUUUAUGUGCCUGAUCCUCCGUCAUUUUUUUAAACGUUAUUUUUUUUAUGUAUGUGUUCAUUUCCUUAUCAUUUGUAGUUUUGUAAACGAUUUUGCGGUAAAAUUCGACAUCAUGAUCAAUUAUAUCUUUUACUAUAGCGUGAUUUAUUUAUUUUUUUGUCAUAUUUUACGGAAACGCGGUGUAUUUAUUUAACGAAGAAAGUUUUUCAACGUAUUAUUAUACAUUGAAAUAUAAUUUCUACAAAUGCUCAUUA